Molecule: messenger RNA, 3308 nt
Organism: Neodiprion fabricii
Lineage: Eukaryota; Metazoa; Arthropoda; Insecta; Hymenoptera; Diprionidae
Product: organic cation transporter protein
Exons: 8
Coding region: 469-2184 (571 amino acids)
Biological process (GO): transmembrane transport
Cellular component (GO): membrane
Molecular function (GO): transmembrane transporter activity
Source: RefSeq, a predicted model, not a curated record
UCGAAGUAUAAGUUUAUCUUUAAACGGAUGUAAAAUCUUGCAAACUAAUUACAAGUGCGUUGAUGCCGUGAUCGUUGGGUUCCAAGAGCAUCCUCACCAGCUUACGCGCUACCUAAUUAACACUAAUUUCAAUUAACGCUGACAGGCCAAUUCGGUACCUCUGAGGAAAGACAGAUAUAAUGGCCUGGUUUAGAAUUAAUUCACCCCCUCCAUCCCGCGAAACACGUGUUAACGUAAUUGUUUGCAAACAGGCCCGCCUGCCUUUGCCUGUAUCUUCAUUGUCAACAUAUAGUGUUCUACUUUACUUGAUAAAAAGCUAAACUCCAAACAUAUCACGCUCGAAAAACUGUUCUAAUGACGUAGUCCAACAUAUGCUUAGCUUAUGUGCUGAGAUCAGUAGCGUUCUUUGGUUAGCGUGACUUCUAGAAUAAUUUAGUCUAAAACUAGUUGCGCAUCAUUCACCACAGAAUGUCAGCAGCGAGUCUUAUACAAGACGCAAUGGCUGAAGAGGAAGGAGGUAAAAAGAAAAUAGGUGAAAAAGACGAAUUAGAAUAUGCGCUCGACAAACUCGGCGAGGGGUCGAAGCUGCUAUGGCUUGUUUUUGCCCUUACUGCAACGCCCACGUUAUUCAACGGACUCCACGCGACGUCCUACGUUUUUUUAGCCGAGGUACCCACUCACUGGUGUGCAGUCCCGGAGUUGUCGGCGGCCAACUGGACUGAUUCCCAAAUUAAAAACAUAUCAUCAGCGUCAUCCUGUUCCGUGUACGCCUACAAUUACUCGUACCUGGCUGAGCUGGGAUUUGAAGGUGCCUUGGAGUAUGUGAGCUCAAAUGACAAUCCAGGAAGCGAAAGCUGCACGGCGAUCAGCUACGCCGAUGACAUUGACGGGACGUCAAUCGUCGCUGAAUGGGAUCUGGUCUGUGACAGAACCGCAUUACGAAGCAGCGUCCAGAUGGCAUUGUCCUUGGGAAAAUUUCUCGGCGCUAGUACCUUCGGCGUUAUCGCCGACAAGUUCGGAAGACGAACCAGCUACAUAGCUGGUGCUUUGUUACUGAUCGUCGCUGGACCCUUUAGCGCCGUUGCUCCCUGGUAUUGGCUUUUCAUGGUACUCCGAGCUCUGAUUGGAGUCAGUAAUUCGGCAAUUUAUCAUUCUUCCUUCACGAUUUUAACAGAGGUUGCUGGUCCCAAACACAGAGCCUGGAUGGGCAUCGUCUACAGUAUGGGCUAUCCAUUCGGAAUGAUGAUUCUCCCGGGAAUCGCGUACUUGGUACAUGAUUGGAAACUUCUUCAAUUAGCCAUUACCGUACCGGCUAUUGUCUUGCUUCUCCAUUGCUGGUUCAUGCCAGAAUCCCCGCGAUGGUUAAUGUCUCAAAAUCGUCGCAAAGAGGCGCAAGCAAUUAUCGAAAGUUCAUACGGUCCCAUUUACGCGGCUAAUGACAAUCAUGCCCUGGCAGCAGACGAAAAGGAUGACAAGAAUUAUGCGCAAAGACAAGACGCUAAAGCUUCAAACGAACAGCUAAGUUUUUCUGAAAAAUGGAAAAGUCUGAUCGAGUUAGUCCGCAACGUGGAAUUGCGGAAGAGAAUAUUCAUCGCGUACUUCGCAUGGGCCGCCACGUCGCUUUCAUACUACGCAAUUGCACUAAACGUGGACAACUUUUCGGCCAAUCGAUACUUGUAUGCCUUUCUGACAGGAGCCACUGAAAUACCAGCAUACCUAGUACCAUUACCACUCUUAGCCAUAAUGGGCCGCCGUCCUGUUACAGUUCUUUUAUUUUCCAUAUCCGGCGUAGCACUGCUCAGUAUUUUACUAAUUCCUCAAGCAGAAACAAGCGCUAUCACGGCAGUUGCAUUGACGGGAAGAUUAGCUGUGGCCGCUGUGUUCAGCGUCAUUAUCUUGCACACUUCUGAAUUAUUCCCUACGGUUUGCCGAAACAGCGCCGUGGGGACGAGCUCAACCAUGGCUCACGUUGGCAGCAUUGCGGCGCCUUACGUCGUCGACCUAUUAGGGGCAGAAGUUUGGUGGGGACCCAGCACACUGUGUGGCGUUUUGGCGCUCAUCGCUGGAUUAUUGUCCCUGGUUCUACCGGAAACGCGGGGAAGACCUUUGACUGAUACCGUCGACGAGGAAUUGGCCGAGGGGCGGGGAAUCGUAUCACUGAAAAACUGUUGUUCGUUUAGAUAGAAAUACGCCCGCCAAUUCGCGUUAUAGUACAAUAAAUGCGUAAAUCAGAGAUACUGUCCAUCGUUGCAACUAAGGUAGCGCAAGUUCACGUUACGGCUGUCGCACGCGCAAGUGGAUGACUGGUGGCAAAUCACUAUAUAUCUGUCAUUUUCCGCAUAAAAAAAUGACUUAUCUGAUGAACCGACAAGAAAUGCACUGACUGCAACAAGAUUUAUGGAAGAAAUCCUGAAACCGCUGUAUGCGGUUAUUAUAAAUAUAUCUUUGAUUACAUUAAUUUUAUAAAACGUAGCUAAAUAUUCCUAGUAACUACAGGUUUUAAUACUGCUGACCAAGUUAAAUGAAAUAAGUAGAAGAAAGUAGAAAAUAAUAAAGUGUUUGUAUAAUGUAAACAAUUAAAAAUGACCGCUUUUUAAAAAAUAAUGUUAUGUACACUAAAUGCUAUACCCAAUACCACAAGCAUUAACAGUAUCUAAUUCUUAGCUACAAAAGUACAUGUUGAAGAUAUUGUAUAAUAUAAUAACAUUAUUUGAAACCGAAUUACAGGUCUCCGUAUCUAAUUUUUACCGGUUUUCGCGCCAAUACACAAUGAUAUACACAUAUGUGUAGGUAUAUAUGUAUUAUACGGAUUUCAACUUUUUGAUCGAUUUUGAAUCUUACAACUUUCGAAAUCGAUUAAUCACCUCGGAAAGUUGACUUUUAAGAACUGAAGUUAUUCAUUAUUUUCUACCUUAAUCUCAGAUUUUAAAUUAAGUUGAAAAAAUAUCGAAAAGUCGAGAAGGAUCGAUUCUGAGUAACCGAUUACCUUCUACCAAAAUUCGAUUUUCGACUGAAGUCAAAGUCGACUUUGUCGUCGCUACCGACGUAUGAAUGCACAGCAGGCGCUGUUUGACAGACCUUGUGUGGCUUUGUGGUAGCUUUGAUGUUUGCUCGCUUGUUGUGUGGCGCCAUGCAAUAUUUUGUCGCAAAGCGCUGACGAUCGAAAUCUCGCGUGAUCCGAGGACGCAUGAAAUGCCACCUGGGAAUGUAAUUGAUCCUUAUAUCAUAUUCCAUAUUAUUUUAUAAAUUGUAUCACAAUAAAUGCAUCGUUACUUGUAUAACAAAGGUCAAUAUAUGUAUAAACAAAU